This is a messenger RNA of Lotus japonicus, 892 nucleotides long. RefSeq lists its product as uncharacterized. The transcript is spliced from 4 exons. The record is from RefSeq and is a predicted model, not a curated record. Bases 72 to 617 code for a protein of 181 amino acids. NCBI's taxonomy places the organism in Eukaryota, Viridiplantae, Streptophyta, Magnoliopsida, Fabales, Fabaceae.
CUUCCUCAACCAUUCCAGAACCAUAACUGCAUUUCGGGUUUGUCUCAGAUUCUGCAGAAAUCGACGAAGAAAUGGAAAACAGAGCGAACCUGAGAGUUCAAAAGAAGAAACCCACAAAGCGCAGCGGAAGGAAACCGUCACUGAAAAAGAUACUGGAUUAUCUCAAGUCUGAUACCUAUAUGUAUGCACCUCUCGUUUCUCCUUUACCCUCUGAUUUCCCCUCACCAAAUGCGUUCUUUCCUUCUGCUAAAGUGGUGGAACGGAAAGGAGAACCUGUAAAAGAGUUACGGGAGCGAGUUCAGGAGUAUGUCAAUUCUGAUGUUUAUAUGUAUGGUCCGGUUUUUGAACUUCCUCAUUCACCUCAGACUCAAGAACCUUUGCAAGACUGUGGGAGGGUAUGGAUGGAUGACUCACCUAAGGUGUUGACAAUGAAAGUCAACCAACGAACUGAUCCUUUAGGAAAUGUGAACCAAAGGGCUGAAAAUCAUCUUCCUCAAAAAGACUCUGAUCAAGGCACUCGGGGGCACAAGGAAACUGUGAAGCACACUGUGUAUCAGACUUGUCGCACAACUUCAAGAAAUGUGGCCAUCAACUCACAGUUGAGAGCUCAUGGUUGAUUGAAGCUUCUGGAUAUAAAUGAAAACUUAGAAGAUGAUAACCUAUAUGGGGUGUUGUUUUAGGUGUACAUAUUAUGGAUGUAUGGAGCAUUGCACCAGCAUCUUUUAGUUUCAGUGUGUGCUAGUGCAAUUUUUGUUUUGACUUUGGUAUGCUCUUCAUGUAAUGUUUUUAUUCCAGUGAUAGUUUGAACUUAUAGGGCUGGAAUGUAAAUAAGAAUUACUCUAAAGUGGAUUUGCUCCUCAACCCUCUAUUGGAUGACAUUUUUUGUCUACAA